UUAUUUUAAUGGAAUCUAACUCCUUAGAUUUUAAAAUAAAUAUAUAACCCAAGAUUAUAACUGAGCAUGUAGAGCCUGAUGUUGAUUUGACUGUCGACAAAUAUGAUGCUGUCUAUCAAAAUACUUAAUAGGAAGAGGAGGUGGAAACAGCUCAUGUAUAGAUAUUAAAUAUUUUGAUUAGAAAGACUUACUAAUAUAGGAGUAUGAUAUCACUUAAGCUGGUCAUCCAUUCUACUGUGUUGCUGCCUUAUUGUUAACUUCUAUUCCAGGAUUAACUUUUAUUUUGUUGCAAGAUGUUAUACAUGCUUAUCCCUUAGUUAUCAUACUUUAGUUGGCUUAAUUUCUGGCACUAAAGAACUACUUGGGUUUAAAAUUGAUUGGGUUACGUUGGUGGAUUGAGAUGAAUAUCAAGGGAGAAUAGAAAUGGAUGUUCUAGACUCAAUCAUAAGAAUAAUCAAAUAAAGUGGAUAAGUACUUCUUUUGGGCCUGUCUCAUAUAUGGUACACUCUUUUGGUGCAUAAUGUGUCUUGGAGACUUCUUUGGAUUCAAAAUAUUCUGGGUAUGAUUGUAAAUAGAUUAUAGUUACCAUUGCCAAUCAUAUGUUUUGUUUUGUCUUUAACUAAUUUAUAAGGAUUUUACAAAUGCAGAGGAGAGCACAAGCAGAAAUUAUAAUAAUUGAAAAGAGAAAUGGCCAAGGGAGGAAUGAAUAUAGUGGGAAUGAUUAUGAAGUGAU
Messenger RNA from Paramecium octaurelia, 733 nucleotides. The record is from the annotation of a GenBank genome assembly. NCBI's taxonomy places the organism in Eukaryota, Ciliophora, Oligohymenophorea, Peniculida, Parameciidae.